This is a messenger RNA of Urocitellus parryii (Arctic ground squirrel), 2220 nucleotides long. NCBI's taxonomy places the organism in Eukaryota, Metazoa, Chordata, Mammalia, Rodentia, Sciuridae. The record is from RefSeq and is a predicted model, not a curated record.
GUUCGAGGUGUGAGCCAGAGGGAGAGCCGUCUCAGACCUGGUCAUAGAAAAAGCAAGAGGCAACUAAACUCCAGUGAUCAGACGGUGGUAGAAGAGCAUCAUUCUUGUCGGCAGAAGACUAGAGCCCAGAGGAAGAUGGCCCAGCACYUCCUGUGGAUUUCGCUCCUUUUUCUGCAAACCUGGCUGGAAGCAGCUGGAAAUGAUGCAGCCUUGAUGGUGGUGAAUGGAAUUCUGGGGGAGUCGGCUACUUUUCCCUUAAAUAUUCAAGAAUCAGAGCAACUCGCCAGCAUUGCGUGGACUUCUAAAACAUCUGUUGCUUUUAUGACACCAGGAGACCCAGGAACAGMACCCACAGUUGUCACGACCCACAGAAAUUAUUAUGAACGAAUAGAAGUCACAGAUCACAACUACAACCUGAUCAUUAAUGAUCUGAAGAUGGAAGAUGCAGGCGUCUACCGAGCAGACAUCAACACAAAGAACGCUCCCUACACCACCACCAAAGGCUACCACCUGCAGGUCUACCGUCGGCUUGAAAAACCAAAAAUCACGCAGAGUUUCAUGACAUCUGUGAAUCGCACCUGUAAUGUCACCCUGACGUGUUCUGUGGAGAGAGAAGAAGAGAAUGUGACAUACAGCUGGAGCCCCCUGGGAGAAGAGGGCCAUGUCCUUCAGCUCUUCCAGACCCCUCAGGACCGAGAGCUGACCUACACGUGCACCGCCUGGAACCCCGUCAGCAACAGUUCUGACUCCAUCUCCGCCCAGMAGCUCUGUGCAGACGCUGCAACCGGCUCCCGUCCYCGCCACCCCGGGAUGCUGAGCGGGCUGGCUGUGCUCUUUCUGCUGGUUCUCAUCCUGCCUUCAGUGUUUCUCCUCCGUCUGUGCAAGAGAAGGCAAGGUACUGUCUCAAAGAAAACAAUAUACUCGAGCAUCACCAUUUCAAGAGACGCUCAACCAGCAGAGGCCAGAAUCUAUGAUGAAAUCCCUCAGUGCAAGGGUACUCCCUUCAAAGAAGAGCCGGUGAACACAAUUUAUUCCACCGUGCAGUACUGUGAGAAGGUAGAGAAAACCGGCACMCAGGACAAUAGACCUCCCAGGAGACUUCAGCCUAUGAAAUUGUGAUCUAGCUGGCAGAUGGCAUUCUCCCUGGGAAACUGAGUUGCAGUCACCCAUUGUGGCAAGUGUCCUGGAUCUAGACCUUCUCUGUACAGCUCUUACUGGGAGAUUGCAAAUCACCACAUCCCAACACAUAAGCCAAGCAGGAAACCUUCUGUUGCUGAGCAUGGCUGGUACCAACAGACAAAUGGUUACUUGCCCUUUCUGACUGGCUCCCAUUCGGAUGAAUGACAGAGCAGUUUCCCAAUCUCCUUCACAUCAUGGCACGUGCAGAAAAUAAUGUUUUCUUAUGGCACUCUGUGGUUAAACMAUCAAAGUUGCUCCUGCACGUGGCUGGAAGAUUCUCUUGACYAGAGGUAACAGACCUGUCCAGCAGCUGUGAGAAGAAGGGAAUCAAUAUUUUGCACACCUGUAACAUGCCAUACGCACCAGCAAGAAUGCUCUGCUCACACUCUGUGUAUGCAAGGAACACUGGUACACGGCCCUCACCAGUUCCUAAAUCAUCUUGAGCAAAUUAGGAAAAGAUACUCUUUCCUUGGGACAGAGGGAGCCCCUCACUCAAGUGCAUGGCAUGGUACCAGCCCCCACUCGCUCCUUUGCUUGGGGACCUACGUGCAGGGCACAAGCUGUCAGAGUUUUGGCUGUUAGUCAUGAAGACACGCUCUCCAAAUGGAGUGUUAGAAAUACUCCUUCGGUAGAAACUAGGAUGUUGGAGCACUAUUCUUUGGGCUCUGUUUCAAAAGUCUUACAGGACUUUCUUUCUGGCCAAGUCUUCCUUCUGUGUCACUCUGAGCGGUGUCAGCAGGAAGAUGACACACCCAGUACCUCUGUUCUCCAACAGAAAUUAACCAGCUAUGUUUUUUGCUUUUGGUGGAAAUGGGUGCAAACCAGCCAUUCCAACAAGAAACCUUGAAGGAAGCACAGUGGUUCACUAGAGGAAACUUGGGAGUAAUGGUGCAGGUUAUGAAACUGGAUUUCACCCAGUUCCUUAUUCUCAGCUCAGAGGGGCAGGAGGUUCAAGUUGAGGUUGAGAGCCUUGCUCCAGAAUCCCCACAAACACAUGGCCAGAUGGCUAGCCAUAAGGAGGAAUCACCCCCAGCUCAGCUG